Heterobasidion irregulare TC 32-1 is the source of this 3864-nucleotide messenger RNA. RefSeq lists its product as uncharacterized. Gene Ontology annotation, molecular function: protein binding; ATP hydrolysis activity. The annotation marks the transcript as partial. The record is from RefSeq and is a predicted model, not a curated record. NCBI's taxonomy places the organism in Eukaryota, Fungi, Basidiomycota, Agaricomycetes, Russulales, Bondarzewiaceae. The transcript has 6 exons.
UUGGAAGGGACUCGAAGAGAGAUCCUGGAAGACGUGUCAGAGUGGCUGAAUGAUACUGAAGCGCCGAAUGUCCUUUGGCUCAUUGGCGGUCCAGGAUCAGGAAAGACAGCAAUCGCAGGAAACAUCAUUGCCGAACUCGAUCAGCAGCAGCGGUGUGGAGGCUCCUUCGUCGUGAACUCUGCUAAUGGCUUCCCCCACUACAUCUGGCGCUCUGUAGCCUUCGACCUCGUCUCAUUCAAUCCAGUGCUGAAGACUGCAAUUCAUUUCAAUCUGGUCGACGAGACCGGGCCCAAAGUCGACACCAGCGAAGUUCUUCCUAGCUUUGACGGGCUGAUAGUCGACCCACUGACGAAAAGCAUCGACCAAUUAACAAAACACCCGGUCAUUCUUUUGGACGGUAUUGACCACUGUGACCGCCGCACCUACCCUGAUGACUGGACUGCUUUUCUGGAUACCAUCGGACGCUGGUCUGAAUUGACACCCAAGGUUAAACUCAUCGUGACAAGCCGAGGCGAUGAAGAGAUCGCGCGAGCAUUCAAGGAUCAGAGUAUCAAACGGCUCGAGCUGCCCACGGGAGUAAACGUCGACGAUACAACCAACAGUGACGUCCGUCGCUACCUGGAGCACAGGUUCAGGGAAAUCCGGAGAGUGAAUCAGCUACCGCCAACUUGGCCGCGUCCUGACCAAAUUCGUAAAAUUGAGGCGCACUCCGCUGGACUCUUCACUUGGGCUCAGGCUGCAAUGGAUUCCAUUCAAUCAAACUCCGAUGACUAUGAUAAACAAUUGUCGUCCGUGGUGUCUGCGGGCCUUCGGCACAGAUAUGACAGCGUCGACAUGCUCUAUCAACAGGUCUUGUCGAGAUCAUUCCCUAACAGCGACCAACCUAUAGAUGGCUUCCAUAGAACGAUAGGUGCUCUCGCUUUGGAGAAAGCCCCUUUGACUCUCGAAGAUUUCCAAGAACUCUUCGAGGAUGGAUAUCACUCACUGUCCUCCAGCGCAGUACAUCUAAAACUAAGCUCCAUGAUCUCCAUCGACGAGCAUAAAGGCGUCUCUCUCCGACAUCAUUCUUUCGCAGAAUACUUGAUGGAUCGUAAACGGUGCACCAAACAGCACUUCUUCAUUGAUCGCAUACGUGCCAACACAAACGUCACCAUCGCUUGUCUCAAGCUGAUGCUUCACGAGAGAAAUGGACUGAGGUUCAAUAUCUGCGGUUUGAAAUCAUCGCACUUGGCCAACAAGGAUGUACCAAACAUCGAAGACCUUGUCUCAAAACACAUCCCUUCCAGCCUAUCGUACGCUUGCAGAUACUGGGCUGAUCACCUUCGCGACCUUCACGACAUGUCUGAGAGACGAGAUGUUGAACUCGUGAAUCUCCUCAGAAUAUUUUUACGAACUCGGUUUCUGUUCUGGCUAGAAGUUCUGAGCCUAGUGAACGCAGUAGAGUCUGCUGCACGGGCCCUUCUGUUUACAGCUGAAUGGCUGGAGACAUCUGACAAGGAGUUGGCAUCCUUCGCAAAGGAUGCCAGUCGAUUCGUUCUAAUAUCUCGAGAUCCAAUUCGAGAAAGUGCUCCUCAUAUCUACCUGUCAGCUUUGGCUUUCGCACCCAGCGAUUCGCGAGUAUCAAAACAAUACCGGCCUCAGUUCCAAGGGCUGCUCGAUGUCAAAGGUCGUCAGUCGGAUCAUUCGCCGGCCCUACGUCUUGCCUGGUGGUCGCAUGAUCAAAAUGGAGUCCUGGCAGUUGCAAUCUCCGCGGACAGCAAACGGAUUUAUUCGGGACAGGCCGACGGUUCUGUGCGUGUCUGGGAUUCUACAACAGGGGAUUCCGCACAUACUACCUACAAGAUCUUGGAAGGCCACACCGACUAUGUGCGAUCCGUUGCGUUCUCUCCUGACGGGAGGAAGAUAGCUACUGCUUCAGAUGAUAGAUCCAUCCGGAUGUGGAGCACUGAAACUGGCCGUAUUAUCCUCGAACCUUUCACUGGUCAUACGGACUAUGUUCGUGCUGUCGCAUGGUCACCAGAUGGUAGGCUGGUGGCGUCUGGAUCUGAUGACUAUUCAGUCAGGAUGUGGGAUCCACUGACUGGGAAUCCAGUCGGGCAGCCUAUGACUGCUCAUACAGGCUACGUCGUCUCAGUCGCGUUCGAUAGCGAGAGCAACCGCAUUCUCUCAGGCUCGAUGGAUUGUACUAUUCGGCUCUGGGAUAUAGAGACAUGCCAAGGGGCCUGCGAACCAUUGCUUGGGCAUACAGGCACUGUUAAUUGCGUCGCAAUUGUCUCCACUGCCGUCUUAUCUUCCGAUGGGAUUCUUGCCGCUACUGGAGAAACUGACAAAUUGGUUCGGAUUUGGGCGGUGGAAAGCGGACGGUGCAACUGGACUUUGAAAGGCCACACAGAAGCAAUCCACGCUCUCGCCUUCUCCUUGGACACCAGUAAACUCGCCUCUGGGUCAGAAGACCAGACGAUACGUGUAUGGAAUGCGUAUACGGGCGAGUGCUUAUGUGGUCCUCUUCAGGGCCAUACAGGUCCCGUACGAACCUUGGCCUUCUCUCCAGGUGGUAGCCGUAUAGUAUCAGGCUCGGACGACCGCACAGUCCGUCUAUGGGAUAUCAAGACUGGUACGAACAUCUUUGAACCGUUAGAGAAGCACCAUGCGAUAGUGCGUUCUGUUGUCUUCUCCUCAGACGGCAAGUAUGUCGCGACGACUGCGGAAGACAACAACAUCAUCAUCUGGGACACUAUCAGGGUUUUGGACAUGGAUACUUCGACGUUCGUGUGCGGACCCUUGAAAGGCCAUCAAGGACCUAUCACUUGUGUCGUCGUUCUUUCCUUCGCCCCAUUUGGCGAACGCAUCGCCACUGGCUCUGAUGAUUGCAAUAUCAGCAUGUGGAACGCGUAUACGGGAGAAUUUAUGUUCAAUUUUCCUAUGGAACACGAAGACCAUGUUCGCUGCAUUGCAUUCUCAUCCGAUGGUCAAUACAUAGUGUCUGGCUCCGAUGACGAGACCGUCAGAAUUUGGAAUACUCGUUCACCGCCGGACGAAUCUUUGUGUCAAACCUUCCAAGGACGUGGGGGUUGGGUUUAUUCUGUCGCAUUCUCUCCAGAUGGAGAGCACAUCGCAUCGGGCUCGGCGGACGGCAAGAUCCGCAUCUGGAACGUGCACAGCGCUCACGAGCAACCGAGACUGCUUGAAGGUCCUGAAGGUCCUGUUCACUCAGUGCUUUUCUGCCCUAAUGGUGAUGGACGUCGUCUUGUCUCUGGCUCGCAUGACAUGGCUAUCCGAAUAUGGGAUGUAGAGGCAGAUGAACCCAUAAACACGCUUACAGGGCAUCAUGGCCCUGUCCUCACUCUCGCAAUAUCUGUCGAUGGGACCAAACUUUUUUCCGGCUCACAGGAUGCAAGCAUCAGAAUUUGGGACCUAGAAUCAGGUGCUCCUUUGUCUGUUCCAAUACGUGGACAUACAGACCGAGUCUUGUCUAUCGCGUUGUCGCAUGACGGGCGACGUCUAGCAUCGGGCUCUGCAGAUAACACAGCCGCGAUUUGGGGCAUAGAUACUCACGAUCAACUGUUAUGGCCACAGAGCUUUACGCGCCACGUGCGAGGAAUGGAGCUAUGUGCUUUGGACAGUGAAGGGUUUUAUACGGAUGACUCGGUGGUAGAGGACGGUUGGGUGCAAGGCCCUCAAUCUGAGAUGUUGUUCUGGGUGCCUGCCACAUGUAGGGCCGGAUUAUGGUCCCCUCGAACAGUGGGUGUGUUAGGGGCGGUGGAGACUGCGAUCGACUUUUCGCGGUUUGUGCAUGGUGCGGCCUGGGAGCAAUGCAGAGCGGAGACUCCGGCGAUCUCGACGCAACCAAUUCCAGUUGCUUAG